GGUUACUCCACAGAAGUUGGUCCCGGAGGCUCCAGGCUCUCAGGAGGGCAGAAGCAGAGGGUCGCAAUCGCACGGGCACUUGUGCGGAAGCCACGUGUACUUAUUCUAGAUGAAGCGACAUCUGCGCUCGACAAUGAAAGCGAGCGCAUCGUACAAGCCGCUCUUGACGCCACCUGCGCUACCGGAGAGCGCACAACUCUGGUUGUCGCUCACCGUCUUACAACUGUUGAGAAAUCAGAUCAGAUUAUCGUGCUGGAAAAUGGUCGGCGCAUCGAAUACGGCACGUCUGAAGAACUUAUGGAUGCGAAAGGGGCUUAUUUCUCAUUGCAUCACGCAGAAGUGUUGCAUGCUGAGAAGCACUGA
Messenger RNA from Protopolystoma xenopodis, 363 nucleotides. Lineage: Eukaryota; Metazoa; Platyhelminthes; Monogenea; Polystomatidea; Polystomatidae. The record is from the annotation of a GenBank genome assembly.